Epinephelus moara (kelp grouper) is the source of this 1564-nucleotide messenger RNA. RefSeq names its product actin nucleation-promoting factor WAS. Gene Ontology annotation, biological process: actin filament organization. The coding region runs from base 34 to 1074 and encodes 346 amino acids. Lineage: Eukaryota; Metazoa; Chordata; Actinopteri; Perciformes; Serranidae. The record is from RefSeq and is a predicted model, not a curated record. The transcript is spliced from 8 exons.
UUGCACUCUUUUUAAUGAGUGUAUUGUAUUGUCAUGAUUUUUAUGACUAUUGUUGUAUUCCAGCUGAUCAAAUCUACAGUAGCACAGGUUCUAGUGGCCACAGAGACGGAGGGUGAGCGUCCAGGCUGGAGUUGUUUGGGUUGUGGCGCAGUGUGUCUAAUUGAGGACACGUUCAUUCACAGCCACUUCCUGCGUCUGUACUGUGUCAAGCGUGCCAAAUUACUGUGGGAGCAGGAGCUCUACGUCCCAUUCCAGUACACUGCAACUCGCACGUUCUUCCACACCUUCCCUGCAGACGGCCACCAAGUUGGCCUCAACUUUGCAAACGAGGCCGAGGCAGGGGGAUUUCAUCUGGCAGUGGAGGCUGUCCAGAGAAAUCAAGAAAAGAUGACCAUGAUGACUGAAAUAGCAGUGACUGAAAACAAAUCAACAAGUGAUCCACCUGAUUCAGGAACUGAGCCACUAGAGCAGUUGGACGAGGAGCCACAUUCCCCCGUGGACGAACCAUCCAUAGCAGUUACUGCACCCUCCAGUUCAAACUUUAAGGAUCUGGAUCCCGCAAUGAGGAGGCUAUUGAUUCGGGCGAGACUCACUGAGGAAGACCUGAAAGACAAAGAUGUAGCCGAAGCUGUCGACUGCAUCAUCAACCAAUUUGGAGGACUAAAGGCUGUGCAGAGAGAGCUGAGGAACAAAGGUCCAAUGUCUCAGACAUUGCCGAGAGCGACAGGAGCAUCCAUCUCCCUCGCUCUGAAGAAAGGGCCCUUGCCACCAGUUCCUUCCAUCAAAGGCGGCACUACCUCCCAGCAGACACCACAGUGCACAGACACACGAAACCAAAGCCAGAUUCCCUCUUGGAUUCCUCCUCCUCCAUCUACUCCUGCUCCAGGUCUCCCAGAGCGGCUCAGAAAGAGUGCGAGUUUCAAACAUGUGGGCUCCCCAGCAGCUGCAGGAAGAGGUGACCCCAUCCUGACUGCACUGACAGAACUGUUCAGACAGAAGCAGCUGCUUCAGGGAGGCACAAGUGCAGAUGGGCGUCAAUUGAAGCCAGACACUAAGAGUGACGAGCAGUUUUAAAGUAACUUUGGUUUUAACUGUGCUGUGUAUGAUAUACUCACAUAUCGAUGACUGUGUUCAUACUGUCACCAAGGACACUUCUCUUUAUGUCACUGUGUGUGUGUAAAUCUUUAUUUACUCAAUUACGACCUUAUUUAUAUUAGCCCGAGAAACAGACAAAGAGUAUAUGCAGCUCACCACCUUGGUCAGCAAAUACACACAAGAAAUAAGUUAAUCACAAAACACUGUUGAUCACAAAGCUAAAACGUAGACUACAAGAUUUUAAACUAUAUGUGGAAUAGUAUAAAAAAGACUAAAUAAAUAACAGUAUCCAAAAAUAUCUAAAGACUUAUAGACUAAUAAAGUUAUGUAAAAGCAAACAAAGAACAUGACCUUUGAAAUAUUAUUAAGAUAGACAGCAGAUAAAGAGCUCUGUAUAUGGAUAUUUAUGUUACUGGGAGGCAGAGUACAGACGUCCUGAAGCCAGUAAUAAAAAUUAAUUACCUAAGAG